This is a messenger RNA of Quercus lobata, 534 nucleotides long. Its product is annotated as serine/threonine-protein phosphatase 7 long form homolog. Bases 1 to 534 code for a protein of 177 amino acids. Gene Ontology annotation, biological process: meristem maintenance; meristem development. NCBI's taxonomy places the organism in Eukaryota, Viridiplantae, Streptophyta, Magnoliopsida, Fagales, Fagaceae. The record is from RefSeq and is a predicted model, not a curated record. The transcript is spliced from 2 exons.
AUGGCUGCUGUUCUUGCUCAGAUCCCUGAUGAGUUCGGUCUUGGUCACAUUGAGGAUUCGGUGUUACUGACCCCAUGUAGAGAGAUUGAUCAUAACUUGAUAACGGCCUUCGUUGAGCGAUGGCGGCCUAAAACCCACACCUUCCACCUGCCACAUGGUGAGACAACGAUCACAUUACAAGAUGUGGAGGUUCUUUUGGGGAUUCCAAUCGAUGGUGAGGCAAUUGUUGGAAAAACUGACUUGACAUGGGCUGCUGAAUGUCAAAGUCUACUUGGAAUUGCUACUAAUGCUGUGGUGCUUAAAGGACAAAGGAUCCUAAUUAACAAGCUACUAGAAAAAAUUGACCAAGGGUUGCCCGAUGGUGCAGCAGAGGUGGUUGUGCAUCAAUAUGCACGGUGUUAUAUUCUAGCACUCCUGGCAAACACAAUUUUUGCUGACAAGUUUGGCGAUAGGGUGCAUACGAUGUGGUUACAGAUGUUGAGGGACCUUCGCAAUCCACCUCAGUACAGUUGGGGGAGCGCUUGCCUUGCAUAG